Molecule: messenger RNA, 312 nt
Organism: Vicia faba (fava bean)
Lineage: Eukaryota; Viridiplantae; Streptophyta; Magnoliopsida; Fabales; Fabaceae
Source: the annotation of a GenBank genome assembly
AUGCGAUUUCAAAUUUUGUUCAAAUAUUGGAUUAAAGUUCAUUUAUCAAGCAUGCAAGCUUCGAUCUUCUUUGAUAUUUCCUAUAAUUCAACUCUGCAACGUUCAACCAUCAUCAUUGACGGGCAACAACCAAUAACGAUUCAUGCACGUAGCAACAUUGACGCACACCGAAUUUGCAAAAUCGAAGAAGGUGAGGACAAGCUUGACAGCGAUGAUGUUGCAUUUUGUUCAUUGGAGAAGAAGAGCGUCGAUGAGAUGAAGAAGAAACUUUGUGAUGUUGAGACGACGGAGAAGGAGGAUCGCUCUGAAUAG